AUGAUAUUUAUAUAAAUGCUGAUAAUCUACUCAAGAAUUUAUGUUUCUUUUUUUUGCACAUUUUCAUUAGGUGUUAAUAUCCUCAGAGACUAUCAACAAGCUAUCAAAAUGAAACUUCUAUCGAUUUUUAUUUUGAUUGCUGUUUUAUUUGAGAAUAAAUUAGAAGCAUUUGAAUCAACGAACUUACUGGGAAAUGAUAAAGGAUUAAAUGAAAAAUUGAUUAAGCUAAUUGAGAAAUUUAAAGAUUAUUUGAGAAAAGGAAAUGAGUCUUUUGGACUUCCUGUGAUGGAUCCUUUCACAAUCAAACAUCAAGAAUUGCCAAUGAAAUCAGAACUAUUUAGUGGUGAGGUAAAAAUUAACAAUUUACAACUAUUGGGAUUGUCAAAUUAUAAUGUUGUGAAAGCAGAUUUGAAAAUAGUUGGCCUCAAACUCAUGUUGGCACUUCACUGGCCAGGAUUAAAUUUAAUUAUCAAUAAUUAUGAAAUAGAUGGUGUAGCACUUAAAUUUAUUGAUGUUUAUGGAAAAGGAUCUUUGAAAAUGAACCUAAAUAGUUUGAAUUUUACUACGACUGUCAGCGUUAGUACAAAUAAAUCAAAUAAAACUUUAUUUAUUAAAGAAAUGAACAGUGAAGUUUCUUUGGAAGACUUUCAGUUCUUAAUUGAUGGACUUUUCAAUGAUAAGGAUCUGUCUGAUAUGACCAAUGCUAUUGUUUCUGAUUUAGUACCAUCAAUAAUUAAAACUUAUCAGAAAAAAUUGACUAGCACAAUAAAUAAUUUGGUCAUAACUAGAGCCAAUGAAAUAUUGCGUACGAUGACACUGAAAGAUAUUUUGGGUCUCAUAAACUCUUCACAUCAAAAUCAAAAUUUUCUCCUAUAAUUGAAAUUAAAAAAUUUCUAUAAAUUCCCGAGUACAUUGGGAAAAAAAAUUGUUUUAUAAUCCGUUCUUUUAUUAUUAUUAUUAUUAAAUAAAUAUUUAUUUGAAACAAAUAAUUUUUAUUUAAAUCAAAUAAAGUGUAAAUUUAAAAUAAUAAUUACUAUAUUUGAUACAAAUAAAUAUUUAUUUAUAAAUAAUUUCUCUAGAUAUAUGUAACUAUUAUGAAAAAUUUAAUUUUGAAAUAAAUAGCAAAAAAAAUUUAAGUAUAAUUAUAAAAAAUAAAUUAUUGAUAUGA
Molecule: messenger RNA, 1168 nt
Organism: Leptopilina boulardi
Lineage: Eukaryota; Metazoa; Arthropoda; Insecta; Hymenoptera; Figitidae
Exons: 6
Coding region: 16-876 (286 amino acids)
Source: RefSeq, a predicted model, not a curated record